This is a messenger RNA of Stegostoma tigrinum, 3969 nucleotides long. RefSeq names its product leukocyte surface antigen CD53-like. NCBI's taxonomy places the organism in Eukaryota, Metazoa, Chordata, Chondrichthyes, Orectolobiformes, Stegostomatidae. The record is from RefSeq and is a predicted model, not a curated record. The transcript is spliced from 8 exons. Gene Ontology annotation, cellular component: membrane. Bases 240 to 923 code for a protein of 227 amino acids.
GUGCUGUAACGUCGUGACGUUGUCGGAUUGUAACUUUCCAACACCCCCACCCCCAGCUCAAGGCGCCCGGAAAGGAAACCAAUUGUCAAAAGACUGCAAGUGAGAAACUGCUGCUGAAAAAAGAAACUCCCUUCGGGGGUCCAAACGAUUAACGAAACGACCCAGGGCUUUUGAGAGACGAGCGCACGUUGGCGAGAAGUUAGCGGGAGAACUCCGAGGAGACAAGCGGAAACCUCAAAAUGGCAGAAACAUGCUUGAAGUCUCUGAAAUACAUGCUGUUCGUGUUCAACUUACUAUUUUGGAUCAGCGGAUGUGCUAUCCUGGGAUUUGGUAUCUAUCUGCUGACCUUGAAUAACUUUGGGGCUUUGCUCUCCAGUCUGCCGUCUAUCUCCAUAGCCAACACUCUGAUCGUCGUGGGAACAGUCACCAUGGUGGUGGCUUUUCUGGGCUGCAUGGGAGCGAUCAAGGAAAACAAAUGCCUGCUACUGUCAUUCUUCAUAUUGCUCCUCCUGAUCCUUCUGAUUGAAGUGACAGUUGCCAUCAUCGUCUUCUUCUAUGAAAAUAAGAUAACCAGUUACAUUGAAAAUGACAUGAAACUGGGUCUGAAGAAAGAAAAUAACACUGGAAUUGUCGAAGCUUGGAAUAAAAUCCAGGAACAGCUGAAGUGUUGUGGUGUUGCUAACUACACUGACUGGGGAAACUCUGUCCCCAGCUCAUGCUGCAAAGACGAACUGAAACCUUGCAACUCUCCAAGCUAUUUCUCAAAGGGAUGCUACAGCAUGAUCCGAGAAUGGUUUGACGCCAACUUUUUAUUUAUUGGUAUCGUCAUCAUCUGUGUUUCAAUUAUCCAGGUACUCGGUAUGUCAUUUGCCAUGACCAUGUACUGCCAGAUCUGUCACAACUACAAGUCCUAUGAAAAUUGAUCCGAUUCCACAGGUCUGGUAGAGGAAAGCCCAUCUUGUGGGAUUGUAAAUGUAUCUGCAAUCACAGGCUCUGUUCUUCUGAAGAAUGGGGCUUUGCUCAUUUCUUGAUGCUAUUACCAGACGGUAUGAGUUUUAACUGUAUAAACCAGGUCUAUCUAGUUUGCCAAUGACUCAUCUCUGGUACAACUACAGUUCCUCUCAAGGCUCUCCUUUGGACUUCAGUCACACCUCUGCAAAGUAUCAAACUUUGUCUUAUCAUGUCUGUUUGUUGGGAAACUGUGGGAUUUAAUAAUCCUGCAUUGCACUAUUUGUCAGAGUAAUGGGCAGAGACUGUCUAUCUUGGCUGUUAUGUUUACCAAUUGAAAAACAGAACAAUUUCUAGAAUUGGACAGGAUAUCCUUCAUGGUAACAAGACCCGAGGAGACCAAGCCCUAGUAGUUAUGUCCCGCAUGAGCCUUCUUCCUCUCCCCUUAAUCUAACUCUAUUUCUUUCACCGUUACGUACCUACCUGGAUUUUUCUUUACAAUGUAUCCAUGCCAUUCAACUGCACGUUGAAGUAGCUAGUUCCAAAUUCUAAUCAUUCAUACCAGCAAAGGUGUUUUUCCUGAAUUCUGUUUUGAAUUUGGGAAUGAUUAUAGCUCCUAGUCCAGUCUUACCCACAACUGAAACACUUUCUCCAGGCCUGCCCUACCAAAUCCUGCCAUCACCUUAAACACAGCUCGGUCAUCUCUUAACCUUCUCCUUUUAAAGAACAGAAGCCUAACCCAAUCAAUCCUUCCUCAUCAAAACCUGCCCGUUCUGAUAUUAUUGUUGUCAAUCUCCACCUUCUCCAUGUACUUUCUGCACAUUAUCCUUUUGUUAAUAUGGAGACCUGAAAUGUUCUCAUCACACUUUAUUUGAUCUAACAAUAGUUUUAUACAAGCUUAAUAUAACGUUGUUUUUCAAUCUGCCAGAACUGGAUCUCAGGGUAUGGUUUGCAUAUUUAUUAACCAGUCUCACUACUUUUAAUGAUUUUUAUAGUCACUCCUUUAUUUAAAUGUUUAGUUUCCUUAGAUAAUAACAUUCCUCCCAAAAUGAAUUGUCUGCACUCCCCGAUGUUGAAUUGAAAUUCACUAGCCCUUCUUGAUGGUUUACGUCCCUGACAUUGGGGUGAUGAAUUCGCCACAUGACUGUCUUGUAAAUGAAAAUUAUUGCUUAGGGCAAGACAGAUAGACAGAGCUGUGACAACAAACUGAGAGGCUGGAUGGGUGCCACCAAUUGACUAUUGCAUUUGCCAAAGAUCACGACAACUUCUGGAGGAUCCUUACUUGCUGUGGGUGUUCUGUGGAGCUAAAAAUGACAAGAUAAAUUUCUGCCAUCCUUCAAUCUGGAGAUCAGUUGUGUGCAAGCGCUUUAUACAUUUCCAUCUGGCCUCAUACACACAGAUAAUGUCUUGUCCAAGGCCUGUGCAGAUUACUGGUUAGAACUCAACCAAAGCGCUCUAGACUGCAUGAGAAAACAUGAGGGACUUCCAAGAGUUCCACUAGUGAAAGAUUCUUCUCUUUGAAACCCAGGAGACAAAUUGUACAACCCUGAAAUUUCUUUGACUGGUUCCCUCGAAGGGUUAUUAAAAUCAUGGAGAUGGGAAAAGGGCUGGUUGAUGCAACGUGAAGUUGGAGAUUUUCUUUUUAUUCAUUCGGCGGUAUGGGCAUCGCUGGCUGGACUAGCCUUUAUUGCCUGUCCCUAGAAGCACUUGAGCAGAUAAUGGCGAGCUGCCUGCUUGAACUGCUGCAGUCUACGAGCUUUAGGUCAACCCACUAAGCUCUUAUUUGGGGAAUUUCAGGAUUUUGGAACCUAAUGGUAGAUCAGAAAGACGGCUCACCAGAGUUGGCAACUCUCGUCAAGGCAUCUUGAAAGCCUGAGAGUCUGCCACUUUUCUCUGGACAGUCUUGCAUAAACUUGUGUUUGCUGAUCCUUCAAACUUAACCUCAACUCAGUCGUUGAUAGCAGCAUUUUGAAAAUAGGUCUCGUUGGCUGAGUAUUGGAUAUUUUAACAUGAUAAAAGGUAUUCUCCCAGUGCAAUAUAACAAGGGGGAAAGUGAUACACUCAGUAAGCACCUGGAGAUACUGAAGCAUAAAGCUCCAACCAUAGUUUGUCUUGCAGCAGUAAAUUCAACAUAACUGAGAGUCAAUAGAGUGGAAAGGGCCAUGAUGUAACUUCCCAAAUCAACUACAAAUUUUCCGGUGUCAAAAUGUAAUUGAUAUUCAAUUUGUACAGUAGUAGUAGGAUUUUCUUUAAGGGACGGGAUAGCCUUUUCUAAGCACUGACUGUUCUUGCUUUGUCGAUAUAAAGAAACCCGGGCUUUGAAAUCUAAAAUAACCAGGAUACUCCAGAUUGUUAAGAAGAGUUGAGUUGUGAUUCCAAAUUCCCUUGGGGUCUGUAAAUGAUUGUUGAGAUGGUGUGACCACAGAGCCAGUGACAGUUUGUGGGCAUAUUGUAACCAUCUCAAUAGGGCUUUAGUAUUCAAAUACGGUUUCAGAAUAAUAUGUUUGAGACAUCUCAUUGACAUGUUAGAUCAAAUUGAGAAGAUAGUACUAUGAUAAUCAUGCAUUUAAAUAACUGAUUUCAAUUAAUUAUACAAGUAAGGCAAGAAGUGCUACAGAUAUUAGCUCAAAUGUUUGGAGAUCAAUGAUCAAUUAGGUCCUGAAAUGUCUGUUCCUUUGGUCUAUAUUUCUCCAUUCAAUGUAGAGAUCUCUUACGAGGCUACAUAUGGACAUGCUACAAUUCGUGACAAGAAUGGAGAUGAUGUAGUUCAUGUGCUUGUCAAUCAGAUGGACACUGCUGUAAAAUUUUAUGUGUGUAAUUGAUAUUUUGUAACUAUCCUUUAUUCACUGCAAUUUGUUGGUGAUAUCAUUUUGCUUUCAAAAAAAAGCAUUUCCUUGAUUUUCAGUCAUAUGUUUCUUCAUUGAGAUCCUUUUCAAAUAAACUAUAGACUGUUGGCUAUGAUUUACUCUUUAACCAACAGGCCCUUAAUGCCAAGUAAAUAAACUUUCUUUGCCAUAACAA